GGAGGGGCUUAAGGCGGACGGGCAGGACACUGAAGCCGCCGUGUUUAGUCGAGAAGAGUGGAGCUCGUGGAAAAAGGGAUGAGAGGUGCGAGUCUCGAUGUAGCGGACUAUCACUCAAACACCGGGAGGCUCGAAAAGUUAGCUUAAGUUUUCAGGCGACCGAGGAGUGCGUAGCUUUAAGGAAUUUCGACCUUUAAACAAGGAGAUCCACGUAUUGUUAACAAACAUUGCGUGUUUAUUUAUACCUUUACUAUUAACAUGAAAAGAAGCCGACCAAUUGCGCGCUAGGCAAAUGUAAACAAAUUCAUGGAAAUGCAUUGUAGCUCCGGUUUGGUGUUGGAGAAUUGACUUUACUUUUCGUGGGACAUUCAACAGUUAGCUUUUUUAUUAUUUUCUCUUCAGUUUCACAUUCUUAACAGCUUAUUAUGGCAGAACACGAAAGUUUGGAGUUCGGAAAGGCGGACUUUGUUCUUCUGGACAAUGUGUCUUUGGAAGAGUUUAUGGCCAACCUUAAGCUCAGGUUUGAAAAGGGUCGUAUCUACAGCUACAUUGGAGAAGUGGUGGUGUCGGUUAACCCCUACCGUGCCAUGAACAUUUAUGGAAGGGACGUCAUUGAGCAGUACAAAGGCAGAGAGUUGUAUGAGCGACCGCCACAUCUUUUUGCCAUCGCCGAUGCUGCAUACAAAGCCAUGAAGAGGAGGAACAAAGACACGUGCAUUGUCAUCUCAGGGGAGAGUGGAGCUGGAAAAACAGAGGCUAGUAAAUACAUUAUGCAAUAUAUCGCUGCUAUCACCAAUCCCAGCCAAAGAGCAGAGGUGGAGAGGGUGAAAAACAUGCUGCUGAAGUCCAACUGUGUCCUCGAGGCUUUUGGAAAUGCCAAGACCAACCGCAAUGAUAACUCCAGCCGGUUCGGCAAGUACAUGGACAUCAACUUUGAUUUUAAAGGAGACCCCAUUGGCGGCCAUAUCAACAACUACCUGCUUGAGAAGUCCCGAGUCAUCUUUCAGCAGGAAGGAGAGAGGAGUUUCCACUCUUUCUACCAGCUGGUGAAAGGAGCUCCAGAUGCUCAGCUGCGAUCCCUGCACAUUCAGAGAGACCCCACAGCAUAUAACUACAUUAAAGUGGGAGGCCAGCUAAAGUCGUCAAUAAAUGACAGUGCGGAAUUUAAAGCUGUUGCUGAUGCAAUGAAAGUCAUUGGAUUUACUACAGAAGAGAUUCAGACGGUCUACAAGAUCCUGGCUACCAUCUUGCAUCUGGGGAAUCUUAAGUUUGGAACUGAUGGAGAUGUGACUUUAAUUGAGAACUCGAAGCUGGUGUCUGUGUUGGGGGAUUUGCUUUCCACCAAAGAGGAGAAUGUAGAGAAGGCCAUGCUCUAUCGUACGGUAGCCACUGGCCGCGAUGUCAUCGACAAACAACACACUCAUCAAGAGGCCAGUUAUGGCCGUGAUGCCUUAGCCAAGGCCAUCUAUGAGCGCCUUUUCUGCUGGAUUGUGGGACGAAUCAAUGACAUCAUUGAGGUGAAAAACUACGACGCUCGAGUUCAUGGUAAGAACACAGUCAUUGGAGUUCUGGACAUCUAUGGCUUUGAGAUCUUUCAGAAUAACAGCUUUGAGCAGUUCUGUAUAAAUUACUGUAAUGAGAAACUGCAGCAGCUCUUCAUUCAGCUGGUGCUAAAACAAGAGCAGGAAGAAUACCAGCGAGAAGGCAUCCCUUGGAAACAUAUUGACUACUUCAACAAUCAGAUCAUCGUAGAUCUCGUGGAACAGCAGCAUAAGGGCAUUUUUGCAGUGCUGGAUGAAGCAUGCAUGAAUGUGGGGAAGGUGACGGAUGAGAUGUUCCUACAGGCCCUCAAUGGGAAACUGGCCAAACAUGCCCACUACACUAGCCGCAAGCUUUCACCAACUGACAAAAACCUGGAGUUUGAGCGAGAUUUCCGUAUCCGCCAUUAUGCCGGAGAUGUCACUUACUCCGUUGUGGGCUUCAUUGACAAGAACAAGGACACCUUAUUUCAGGACUUCAAGAGGUUACUUUACAACAGCUCAAACCCUGUGCUUAAGGCCAUGUGGCCGGAGGGCAAGCUGAGCAUUACAGAGGUCACCAAACGCCCCCUGACUGCUGCCACGCUGUUCAAAAACUCCAUGAUAUCUCUGGUGGAGAAGCUGGCCAGCAAGGAGCCAUACUAUGUGCGUUGCAUUAAGCCAAAUGAUGUGAAGUCACCACUGCUCUUUGAGCAUGAGCGCUGCAAGCACCAAGUGGAGUACUUGGGCCUUUUGGAGAAUGUCCGGGUGCGGCGUGCUGGUUUUGCUAAUCGUCAGACCUACCCAAGGUUCCUUCAGAGGUAUAAGAUGAUAUCAGAGUUCACCUGGCCCAAUCACGACCUUUCAUCUGAUAAAGAGGCGGUAAAGCGUCUGCUGCAAGGUUGUGGGUUUGAACACGAUGUGGCUUACGGCAAGACCAAAGUUUUCAUCCGCACACCACGAACCAUCUUCAGUCUGGAAGAACAGAGAGCAGAGAUGGUGAAGAGGAUCGUCCUCUUCCUGCAGAAGGUUUGGCGUGGUACUCUGGCCAGAAUGCGUUACCGCCGCAUGCGUGCCGCGCUCAUCAUUAUCCGGGCAUACAGACGAUACAAGGUGAAGUCGUACAUCCGUGAGGUUAUCCGACGCUUCAAAAACGUCCGCGACAUGAAGGACCACGGAAAACAUGUGAAGUGGCCCACACCCCCUAAAGUCUUGCGCAAGUUUGAGGAGGCACUGAGGAGCAUCUAUAACAGAUGGUGGGCCUGGACGCUGAUUAAACCCCUUUCUCCAGAGAAGACUGUGCAGAUCAGGGCAAAAGUGGCCACAUUGGAGUGUCUGAAGGGUCAGAGAGCAGAUCUCGGACUGCAGAGAGCAUGGGAAGGAAACUACCUGAAAAAGGACAGUCCUGGGACAGCGUCUUCCUUUACUCUGGUGUCCAGUGAUCUGCAGAGGAAAGAUAAGUUCAUGAGAGUCCUCUUCUCCAGCAAUGUCCGCAAAAUCAAUCGCUUCAAUAAAGCAGAAGACCGAGCGCUGCUCAUCACUGAUCGCCAUCUCUACAAAAUGGAUCCCCUUAAGCAAUACAAGCCCAUGAAGAGCAUCCCACUCUAUAAUGUGACCGGAGUGAGCAUUUCCCCUGGGAAGGACCAGCUGGUCGUCUUCCAUACCAAAGACAACCGGGACCUGAUCGUGUGCCUGCAGGGCAUGGUGCCAGCGGGAGACAGCCGCAUCGGAGAGCUGGUCGGGACCCUGCUUAGCCACUUUAAAAGUGAGAAGAGGAAGCUACAGGUGAACACUGUGAGCCCCAUUCACUGCAGUAUGAAUGGAAGGAAGUGCACUGUGGUCGUGGAAACCAAGAUCAGCCAAUCACAGCCAGACUUCACCAAAAGCCGAUCGGGAUACAUUCUCUCGGUGCCAGGCAACUAGAGGACCAGGAUCCCAUUUUCCAGGACAUUUACAGCUGGGUAGUCAAAAUGAAGCCAUACCAAAUUUGCCUGAUUACAGGGCAAGGAGGAACGUUUAAUUUAGAGAAGUUUGUCCCUGAAUUCCAAACUUUAGCUUUGAUUAUUUACAACGUGACAAGGUGGUAUUAGGAUAGAUUUACCUGACUCGAUUCUAUUUAUUAAACAUCACAACCAAAUGAAGGGUGAUCAUGAAUGUAAUGUUUAUGAUUAACAGGAUAUGCAGAGUUUUUAAAGUAUCCAACUUGAGAUUCAAAGGGAAUAUAUUGGUUUUUGAUCACCGCUUCAUGUGGGAUGAAAAAUAGCUCUGCUUAAUUCCUGAUGUAUUGCACAGAUCAGAACAGAAGCAGUCCUGAGGUUGCUGCUCGGAUGUUUUUUUUUCUUUUUGGAUGUGUUGAUCAUAUCCGUAAACUCAUUCACUGCUCAGAGAGGAGCAUUAAACUCUCUCGUAAUUUAAACUUCUCUUUUUCUGCAUAUAGCUGGUCAUUUAUAGCAUAUAUUGUAUACAGAAACUGUCAUAUAGUUGGAUAUAGUUUGUAUCAUGUACUGUAUACGCAAUAUAUACAGCAUAGGUAGGAUGAAAACUCAUUUAUUCACAUAUCCCGUGACCUUGGAGUAGAUUUUUUAUGCCCUUUUGUCCUUCAAUAUAUAUAUAUAUAUAUAUGAAAGAAUUAUAAAUAAAACAAAAACAAACCACUUCUGUAAUGUUAAAGCCAUUAAGUGAACAUUUAUAUGACGAUAAACUAAAAAUGGAACUGUUCCAUCUAUAGAUGUUAAUGUUAGCAAAAUGAUACCCAUUCAAAACUCUGUAUUUCGAGAUUCACAUUGUGUUUCAUUUAUUUAUGAUUUUAAAGGGAUAGUUCACCCACACAUUUAGAUGCACUCAACCUGGUUCUAUAGCUUUAUGAGUUUUCUUUUUCUGUCACACACAAAAGAAGAUAUUUUACAAAAAAAGUUAAAACAUGAAGCAACUGGCUUCCAUAGAUCCAUAGUUAAUUCUUCCAUGUAAAUACAAAUACUGUGGAGGUCAAUAAUUACAUGUUUUCAAAACAUUUCAGCUGCUCAAGUGUGACAAGUGAUGAUUGAGUAAAUGAUGACAGAAUUUUCAGUUUUUGGUGAACUAUCCCUUUAAGGUCCCUUAAUACAAUUCAGAAGCGUAAAUAAAUGGAAAACAGCCAUAAAUCAAUGAAAAUGUUAAUAAAGGGGCGUUUAUUCACUUGAAACAGCAAAAAGGACAAAAUAAUAUUGUAACAUGCAAAACAGGAUCGCUAGAAACCCUACACAUCAGUGCGCAUGUACAGUCUUCAACAUAUAAACACAUCAAUGUCUGGUCGUCUGCCAUUGUUGUUUCACAAAUUAACAGUGCAAUCAAAGUGGAUAACAGUUUUAAACAGCAAAAAUCAGUCCAAGGCACUCGAGAAAUGUGGAAAAAAAAAUGUAAAAGCCUUUAUUGACUUGGCUAUUGCUUAAAACGGUAAACCUGCAACUAUUCCUUUUGGCAAACAACUGCCUUCACCAGGGUAGCGUUUUUAAUAUUUUUUCCAGAUUUUUUGUGUGCCUUGGACUAUUUUUUUUCUGUUUAUUCUGAUGAAUCUCUUACCCUAAGAGCAAAGACACAUUACAUAAGCUGUCCCCUGAGCAUUUUUUUUUUGUUUGAUUUUGGAUAAACAAGCCUGAAAUGCUGUUAUCAUAUAAAGGAACAGCCAAAACACAAUAAGUUUUCUAUUUUUAGUUGAAGCUAUGCUAUGUAAAUGUACCCAAACAAUGUUUACAAAGAGUGAAUCCAAAGUAGUCGCUAUUUUUACUUGAGCCAAAAAUCUACCACCAAAAAACAAAACAAAGAAAAGUUUGAAAAAUAAAACCUAUUUAGUUAGGGUAGGGUCUAAUUUAUUUCUGUCAGCUAUAGUUCUAUUAACACAGCAAACAGCGGGUGUUAAUAUUACCAGCUUUGCACAUCUGUCUGAGUAAAUGUGUUCAAAUAAGAGAGAGACAGAGAACAGUAUUGAUUCAUAGAACAAAAUCAACAGAGUUCUGAGUGGAAACUCCCAAGAUGUCUGACCCAGUUUGAAGCUUUCGCAACUGAUGAAAAAAAAAAAAGUGCCAAGCCGAAAACUGACUGUUGAUCUUCCUUCCAAAGCAGAUGUUUGCAUAAAUCUGUUUUCCUGUAAUUGUUUUCUUUUGUUUGUGGUUUGCAUUUCGAAAGAUAUUGUUUAUCAGUUAAUUAGGAUCAUUGCUUGUGGCCAAAAAUAAGCUUUCUCCAAUGUGUGUAUAUGUGCGUGUGGACUCGAUAUCAAGCUUUAAGCCACGGAUGCUGAUCUGUCGCUGACAGACUUUGAGCUCUAAGAAGUGAUCUGAAAUGAAGCUCAGUCAAUGUUGUUCAAAUCAUUUCAUUUAAGAUGUGUUUUUUCAUAGAAAACAAUAUUCAAGUCUUUCUCUCUCGUCCACUUCUUCAGUCCCUGCUUUCUAUUAGCCUGGAUUUGGUAAAGUAUGUCAGUAAAAGCAAGAACAAAGUAGUCUAGAUGGAUAAAAUCAGACGCUCUGCCCUAUUUUAUUCUCUCGUAGUUGUGAAAAGUAAAAUCCGAACACUAAACAUCUAUUAUCUUCAAUCGAACUGGCCUUUAGGUGGAAUAUAUUAAAAAUGUGUGCGCUGAUAAUAGGAGUUAUGUGAUUGUUCAAUUGCAUAAAAUAGAUUGAGAAGCUAGUUUCAUUCUGGCAUAUAUUGUUAGGGUUGUUAUAUGAUAUAUAAUUAUUUAUUUCUUUCCUGUGGUGAUUGGAUUUAAGUGCCGAAUACUUUCAGCUCCCAGAUAAACAUCCGUAAUUUCUAUUGUUGUAAUUAUAGCUUGGUUGAUAUUGAAGAUUUAGUCUGAUCCGAUCAAACCAUGUGCCUACUUUUAUACUUCUCUUAUUUAAUUAAUAUAUAUGUAUUAAAGUGAUGUUGAAAUUGUUAAAAAUGUGGACCAAACCGAAAAGGGAAUCCGGCUUAUACUGUGUGUUUUCUUGUUUACGUAUAUAUUAAUGCGAUAAUUAACAUGCAUUGUCAGAAAUUAGAAACCAAACAACUAGACCUUCAAAUCAAUGUAUUGAGUAGAAUCCGUAUUACUGAUUUAUGAUAGUCGGUUUUGUUAAUCAAGUAAACGCUGUAUCUGAUAUUUUCUCUUGAAAAUAAACGUGCCCUUGAAGUGUCUGCUCCGAGGCUCUUGCUCCAUCA
Danio rerio (zebrafish) is the source of this 6683-nucleotide messenger RNA. Lineage: Eukaryota; Metazoa; Chordata; Actinopteri; Cypriniformes; Danionidae. The record is from RefSeq and is a predicted model, not a curated record.